AUGCCCAGCGCACCAUUCAAUGAUGUUCUGACCACAAAUGCCGUGGAUAUGCAGCGGCUUCUGGCAGAUAACCAAACCACCAGCGUUCAAAUUGUUCAACAGUAUUUUGAACAAAUCGAUCGCCAUGAACCGGUUCUCAAUGCCCUCAUCUCCCCCGCACCCCGCGACCAAGUGUUACGUGUCGCCGCAGCGUUGGACGAAGAGCGCAGUAAUGGGAAUAUUCGUAGCGCAUUCCACGGAAUUCCGAUUGUCCUCAAGGACACCUUUGUGACUGCUUCCAGCCUCGGCAUGAGCACUACCGCAGGAUCAUGGGCCUUUGCUGGAGCCAAGUCCACCAAAAACUCUGUGAUUGCGCAGAUGUUAAUCAAUGCUGGCUUGAUAAUAAUAGGAAAAGCCAACAUGACGGAGUUUGCUGGUAUGAAAAUGACAAUGAUGAUGCCGGGAUGGUCCAGCUACGGCGGCCAAACUUUGUCCCCAUACGUGGGCAAGAUCGAAGAUAACGAAACCUUGCUGGGACACUCGGCCCCAGGAGGAUCCUCUACCGGUUCCGCUGUUGCUGUGGCCGCUGGCUUUAGUCCUCUGGCAAUGGGCACAGAAACAAUUGGAUCCAUCGUCACCCCGUCGACGCGUGCAGGCCUCUACGCCCUCAAAGUUACAAACGGUGUUAUGGAUACUACCGGUGUUUACACAAUGACGGAUUUCUUUGACAGCGUUGGGCCCAUGGCGAAAAGCUCUGCAGAUGUGCGAAUAAUAGCCGAGAUUCUACUAAAGCGUUCAUUCAGCUCUGCCGAUUUAGGGACCUGGAAAGGACUGUCUGUCGGCUUUCUCGACCCAAAUGUAUGGAAAAUGGCCAAGGAGAUGUGUCCACCACACGAAGGCACUGCGGAACAAAUGGUGGAAGACUAUGAGGAUACCAUCAAACUCCUUCAGAAAGAUGGUCGCUCGCUAAAAUACCCUAUCAAAAUCGCUGACGUCGACGAGUUGACGGUAGAUGGAGAACAGGCCAUUAUGCCCAUCGCUUGCAUCCUCCGCUUCAUCGACUCGUUUGAGGAAUGCCCCGUAAAAAGCGCGGAAGAUAUCGUCAAAUUUAACAAAGACAAUAGCGAAAAGGCAAUGCCUCCGCCAUACACUGAGCAAAAUGACCUUGAAAAGUCUCUCGGCUGCAACGACGAUCCGGAAAAGAUUGAGGGGCUACGCAACGAGCUUCGACACGUAGCCAGACAAAUUGUCAACACCGCUUUCGAUACUCAAGGUGUGAACCUUAUUGUAGCUCCCGGCGAUAGCUCUCUCUGUAUACAUGCCGCUGCAGCAGGUUACCCCAUCGCAACGGCGCCAAUCGGGCAAUUACGAUACAACGGGCGGCCGUUUGGUUUGUGUAUAUUGGCCAGAGAAAAUCAAGAAGAGUUACUAUUACGUUUCAUGGCGGCAUACGAGGCGGUUGCUGCGCCUCGGCCGGUACCGAAUUUGUAA
Trichoderma virens Gv29-8 is the source of this 1470-nucleotide messenger RNA. RefSeq lists its product as uncharacterized. Lineage: Eukaryota; Fungi; Ascomycota; Sordariomycetes; Hypocreales; Hypocreaceae. The transcript is spliced from 8 exons. The record is from RefSeq and is a predicted model, not a curated record. Bases 1 to 1470 code for a protein of 489 amino acids.